GUAUUUUUCCCUACCUAACCUCAAACUAAUCUCAGCAUCUGCAAACGUCAACUGAGCACACGCCAGGAUCAUUCACCUUUUAUCAUCUGCUUGAUCCAUUACGACUCCAGAUUGAUUGAUUGCUUUCUUCUUUGCAAACAAUAAAAAAUGUCUCGCGGCGGCACUACCUUAUAUGUCACAGGCUUCAGCCACGGCACCCGCGCCCGCGACCUUGCCUACGAAUUCGAACGAUAUGGGCGCCUGGUUCGCUGCGAUAUUCCUGCCCCACGAUCUACUUCCAGUCGACUGUUCGCAUUUGUCGAAUACGAAGACCGACGUGAUGCCGAUGAUGCGUAUCACGAAAUGCACAACAAACGCAUUGGCCGAGACGACCUAUUGAAGAUCGAGUGGGCCAGAACGCCUCCAUCAGCCUCGUGGCGCUUCGAAUCUGGUCGUGAUCGUGACCGUCGUGGACCUCGAUCUCCUCGUCGUGGACGAUCACCAUCCCCUCGACGCAGCACCCGCGACUAUUCUCCACGGAAAGAGGAGCGCCGCGAUCGCGACAGAGACUAUGAUCGUGAUAGCCGAAGGGACCGAGACCGAUCUCGAAGCCCUGAACACCGGGACCGUGAUCGCGAUGCAAAGGAUGAGCGCGAUGAUCGUGACCGAAAGGAGAAUGGAACUAACGGUGACGAAAGGAAAGCUGAGAGCCCUCUUCCCGCCCAUGACGAUCUUGAUGUUGCUGAGUAGUAGAGGCCACAAAUGUCGAAGCGUAUUACGGCAGUGGACUGAGUAUCUGGAGUCUUGGCCUUGUUACUCUCUUUCUACCUACGUCUUCUUCUCCCAUCGAUCGUUUUGUACAAUGCUCGGGUUUCCAGGUGUUUUCCCCUUUCAAGAAUGUGAUACAGCUUCAUUGUGGGAUAUGGGAUGCUUGGCAUUGCCAGGCAGAAACUUAUGCUAGUUAUAAUGGUGUUCGAAUAUGCGCCUGAAACAGGCUGCGAUAUUUUGGAGUUGUAACUAAUAGCUACCUAGUAAUAAAACAGUUUUAUUUUUUGUUUUCUUUAAUACAUGGGGGACUUAUAACCUGGG
Molecule: messenger RNA, 1068 nt
Organism: Trichoderma harzianum CBS 226.95
Lineage: Eukaryota; Fungi; Ascomycota; Sordariomycetes; Hypocreales; Hypocreaceae
Exons: 6
Coding region: 148-729 (193 amino acids)
Biological process (GO): mRNA splicing, via spliceosome
Cellular component (GO): nuclear speck
Molecular function (GO): RNA binding
Source: RefSeq, a predicted model, not a curated record